UGUUUUUAGUUUUUUUUUUGUUAUUCCACAGUGUACGUGUGUGGUGUGUUAACGAUUGUGUGUCGUCAUUCCUCCGACGUACUGGUUUUCACCUGUGAAAUCUGUUGCUCAUUUCUGUGAGUGUGCGUUACGUUUUGUCGUCUAAAAGGUAAAAAGUGUGCGGAUGCGCGGAGGAGUCGGACCAGCCCGACCGAUGCUGCCCGAGCGACAACGGACUGCGAAUCAUGUGGACCAGUGCGACCGGGUGGACCGUAACGAAAUGUCGUCUUCAACGUGCCGAUCAUCAUCUUGGUGUUUCGUCUUUGUGAUAUACGGAAUAUGUGCCGGCUUGUUGCUGCUGUCCACCGCCACUUCCGCCGUCGCCACUGCUGCCGAAAUAGACGGCGAUAGACUAGCUCCGCCAGAUUGUCCGACCGGCUCCUUCACGUGCGGCCGCUACGUCUUCAACCAGACGUACUGUCUACCGUCGUACCAACGGUGCGAUAAGGUGGUAGACUGCGUCGACGGCACCGACGAAGCGGAUUGCGGUUACCGGAAUUGCCAGACCAAGGACUUUAAGUGUUCGAGCGGAAUUUGCCUGCCAUCCGAGAAGAAAUGCGACGGUUUCAUCGACUGCCGAGACGGUGCGGAUGAAGUUGGCUGCAGUUUUGCCGCCAACGUCACUUCCUGUCACCUGGACAAGUUCCGCUGCGCCAACGGCCAGGGCUGCUUGGAGACGAGCCGCAAGUGUGACCACCGGUCCGACUGCGCCGACGGCUCGGAUGAAGUCGAUUGCAGUCAAUUUCCCAGCGUGUCAGCGGUCAGUUCCGGUGUGACAAUGGACUGUGUUUUCGAAUCGGUGGCGUUGCGAUGGUUUGCCGACUGCGCUGACAAUUCGGAUGAAGCCAAUUGCACGCUGAUCGGAUGCCCGGACAACAAGUUCCCUUUGCCCUCAAGGAUCGCCCACUGGCGGGCCGAAAUGCGUUGA
This is a messenger RNA of Daphnia carinata, 967 nucleotides long. Its product is annotated as low-density lipoprotein receptor-like. Lineage: Eukaryota; Metazoa; Arthropoda; Branchiopoda; Diplostraca; Daphniidae. Gene Ontology annotation, molecular function: protein binding. The record is from RefSeq and is a predicted model, not a curated record. The coding region runs from base 164 to 967 and encodes 267 amino acids. The transcript has 4 exons.